CCCCGCGACACGGCGACGCAUUCCGAUCUCCUGAGUGUCGUGCCCGCUACGGGAUCCACGUUAACGCGCCGAUAUACGUUACCUAUGCGCGCGACCAAGCAGAUAUCUGUAUUUACAUAACGCGCGUAAUGCACGCGUGACGCGCGUAGCGAUGCUAGUGGUGCGGCGCGACGCGACCGCGUCGAGAGAUGCCCGACGAGAGGAUCGUGGAAACGUCGACGCCGAUCUCUUUCGAGCGGUGCCCUUCCGUCGUUCUCCGUUUUCGGAUCCGUUGAUUAGAAAUAAGCUGUCUACUGAAGCGUACAUCAGCAACAGACCAGUAAAAAAUAGAUCAUGGUUUGCAAAGCUGGCGAAAAGACUCAAGUAUGUGUCGUUCAGUUUAAUGUGCCCUUUGAGGCCAACCAUAAGGUUUGCACCAGUGACAAAUUUCCCUUACACGUAUCGACACGCGUCAAGGAUCUUUACAACUAUAUUGAAGAACAUUAUCAUAUGCGACCAGACAGUUUUAAAUUGCUGCUCUCCACGUCGUCGUGCACAAUGGUUGAUUUGUCUGAUGUGAAAGACAAAACGGUGGAGCAGAUUGGAGUGAAUUUCUCGGUUGAUCCGAGCUUGUCCGAGAUGAAAAAUACACUAUUUGUCGUUGAUCCAUCGCAACCCUUUGUUGUUGACCUAGCAUCACAGAAAAACAUACAUUAUAGUCUGCCUAAUCUCACAAGUGCACCGUCCCUUCAGCCACGAUGGACUGAGGAGAAUAUUGUUAGGGAAGAUGCUAGGGAAGACGUUAGAGAUGGUAGAGAAGAAGUUAAUUUCAGAAGUUUUAUUAAAACUGAAACAAGCUAUGUCGGUUUAGUCAAUCAAGCAAUGACUUGUUACUUGAAUAGUCUUCUCCAAGCGUUGUACAUGACACCAGAAUUUCGUAAUGCGUUGUACAACUGGGAAUACGUGGAUGGUUCGGAAAAGGAUGAAGCUUUAAGCAUACCGUAUCAAUUACAGAAAUUAUUUCUCAAUUUACAGACAUCUACAAGAUCUGCAGUGGAAACUACAUCCCUAACUAAAAGUUUCGGAUGGGAUUCUACUGAAGCAUGGCAGCAGCACGAUAUUCAAGAGCUUUGUAGAGUUAUGUUUGAUGCACUGGAACAGAAAUUUAAAAAUACUGAACAAGCGGAUUUGAUCAAUAGACUUUACGAAGGAAAGAUGAUCGAUUACGUUAAAUGUCUUGAGUGUGGAACAGAAAAGUCAAGAGAAGAUACAUUUCUUGAUAUCCCAUUACCAGUUAGGCCGUUUGGAAGCAAUGUUGCAUAUAACAGCGUGGAGGAAGCGAUUAGAGCAUUUGUUCAAUAUGAAACAUUGGAAGGAGCUAAUCAGUAUCACUGUGAAAAAUGCAAUAAGAAAUGCGACGCGCAUAAAGGAUUGAAGUUUACGAAAUUUCCAUAUCUAUUAACUUUACAUCUCAAGCGGUUUGACUUUGAUUAUAAAACCUUCCAUAGAAUCAAGCUCAAUGAUAAAGUCACGUUUCCGGACAUAUUAAAUUUGAACUCUUUUAUCUCGUCCACAACGAGCCAAGAAUCUCCAGGUGGCGAAGAAGACAUUGGCUUAGGUAUUAAAUGCGAUGAUAGUUCCACGACAGAUAGUGGUACUUUGGAUGACGAUUGUGCACCGUGUGACAACAGUCUUUCCAACAGUAAUCAUUCAGCCAGUCAUGAUCAAGACGAUGACGAAGGUAUCGAUAUGAGCAACGGACCAUCGACAUCGAGUUGUACUACGCAUAAUCACGAGAAUGAGAAGAAUCGCAGUACUUAUAUGCUGGGAAAAGGCCCGUACAUGUAUGAACUGUUCUCUAUCAUGAUUCACAGUGGCAGUGCGAGCGGAGGUCACUAUUACGCUUAUAUAAAAGAUUUUAGGACACAAGAAUGGUUAUGUUUUAAUGACCAAAGCGUUACUCAGAUAACUCACGACGAUAUCCAGAAAACAUAUGGCGGUGGACCUUCAAGGGCAUAUUAUAGCGGUGCAUAUAGCAGUAGCACGAACGCUUAUAUGCUCAUGUAUAGGCAAAUCGAUCGUGCUCGUAAUAUUCUAUCUAUGCAAACCCAAGAUUUUCCACAACAUAUUCAGGAACUACUGAAAAAGAUGAAGGAAAGUGAAGAUAAUGACAGAAAAAAUCGUGAGAAGCAAAUGUCUAUACCUAGGUUGAAAGUGUACUGUCAUCAUCCGGUAGAAGGGAAAUUGAUGAACGUUAAAUUGUAUGUCAUGCCUGAUAUUACUUGGACCGAAGCAACAGAGAAAGCGUAUAAGAAAUUUGGUCUUGAGAACAUAGUGAGUCUGGAUCAGUGUCGUUUAGUUAGUUAUGAACAUAAUACUGAUUUAAUAGAAUGUAGUUACGAUGAUCGAGAGCAUGAACCUGUUGGAAAUAUAUGGCGUGUUUCACGUCGAUUCGAUCUAUUACUAGAAAUUCGUUGCAAAGAUCAAAAGUUUGAGACGUAUUUACCAGGCGGAGUUGCAACUAAGGUAUUUGUCAUAGACAUAACCCGAGAGGAGGUAAUAGAUGGGCCGAUCGAUAUCCGAGGUUUAUUGUCGCAAAGUGUUAAAGAGUAUAAACAAACCGUAGGAAAAAUUGUUAAUAUGGAUCCUAAGCAAAUGAAAGUAAUAUUGCGAAAAUAUCCGGAAACUAGACCAGUGGAAAAUGAUGAUAGUGAUCUACAAACUGAAGGAUUUUAUAACGCCAAUAAAGUAUUCAUAUCAACAAUGUAUGAUAUAGAUAAUAAUAAAUCUUUUCAAGAAUCAACGGUACACAGGAUCAUAGAGAAUUUCAGACACGUUAUCUCUCUGCAUGUCCAGUUACCGGAUACCAGUAAAGAAACGUUGGAAGAAUUAAACAUCCCAUUGUUAGAUGAUAAAUAUGAGGAAAAGGAAAAGUCAGUUAUCAGUGGUCCAUCUAAACUUGGCGUUAUUGAAUCACAUUGGGAUACCAGUUUGAAAUGCAAUGAAACCUCGAAAGGUUGUGCACGAAAUAACGAGGAUGCCACUGUACGAAAUAUAAGUCCUCAAUUAGGAGAAGCUGAGGAAUGGAAUACUCCUGAACAGAGUAACAGUGAAGAUAGUAGCCUUAGCGAUAGUGAUAAAACGUUGGUCGGUGAUGCACCGGAAGGUGUUGAUAUUGAACCACAAUCGUGGCACAGCAGGCGCAACUUACUCCCUUAUAAGAAUUCAAAGAUAUUCGAAAUCGAAAACUGGGAUAUCGAUGACGACUCUGAUUAUUACUUUAGAGCUACACCGUAUGCAGAUAGUACUCAACAAAAAUUACUUAAAAUAUUGGUGGACAAAAGAAUGAGAUUGAGCACUUUGAAGAAAGAUUUAGAACCAUUUGUUGGCGUGCCUGUGGAGUAUUUUAAAGUUUUUCGUCUGUCAAACUCUGGUGAAUCAGAAUGCAGCUGUUUGACGGAGCAGCUCAAUUCAUAUGAGGAUGGUGAGAGACUUAACGUGAAACUCGGACGAGCUUUGCGUAACGGAGAAUUCAAAGUAAAAUUAUAUCAGCUAUUAAUUGAUUCCACUGAGCCUUACAAAUUUUUAUGCGAAUGGAUUAUCUCGAAAGAUAUGACGGUUGGACAUGCAAAGAAAGAGAUAUUGGCAGAAAUAAAGAGAAAAUAUGAUAUAGAUAUACCAUAUGAAAAAUGUCGACUUAGGAAAAAGUAUUAUAAAACAGCUUCAAAAGUAUUUCUAAAUGAACAGAAAUUUGAGGAUCUCCGAUUUCAUUCGCAAUUUGAAAUGAUCGUUCAAGAACUACCAGAUAAAGAGACAGUCGUUGACACCAAUCAGAUUAUCUUGUUUGUUAAAAGAUGGUUACCAGCAAAAUUACAAUUGGGACAAUUUCAAGAAAUUGUUAUGGAUAAUAAAACCGUCGAAGAAUUGAAAAAGAAACUUUCUGCAAUAUCAGAUAUUCCGGAGGAGUAUAUAGAUGUAGCAAAAGGGAAAGGUAGUUUUCCAUGUGACAAUUCUGUGCUUCGAAUCCAAAAUGAGCAUGAUUGGAAUGAACAUCACGAUAGUUUAUCUUUCCAUUUUGAAGAUGGCGCCGUCUUCUUAUACAGGGACAAUAGGGAAAAACCAAAACUAUUAAAUGCUGACGAGGUAAUGGAGAUCGCUUUUAAGGAAAAUUCACGCUUAACGCCGCUUUCUACUACUUCGAGUUACAGUCCACGUCGGGAGAGAGCACUUAAAAUAUAUUUGGAUACCGAAUGAUCGUCCAUAGAGAGAGAACAUCAAUCUCCUAAAAAUGAGUUGCUAAAUAGACAAAUGUGCGAACACAAAAUAUUUUCACAUAAAAUGUUUGCGUGUUGGGUAUUUGCGAAAUCGAUAUUUUCUCAAAUGCCAAAUGUUUUGUGUUCCAGCGAGUCUUCAGCAUUUCAAAGCUUCCGCGUUCCUAAAGGUUUUCGGCUUUUUCUUGAAACUAUUGGAUUUUUUAAAGUGUUUGGAUUCAUGAAUUGUUAUGUAGUAACACAUAAUUCGGGAUCCUGGUACCUGAUUUCGAGAUUUCUAGAAUUUAUAUGAACUAUAAAAUAUAUCCGAUAUAAAUCACCUGGUCUGUUGAAUCAGUUUUCCAUCUGUAGAAUCAAACUAUAAGCAGCAGAAUUAAUCAUAAGUGAAAAAUAAUAAUGGCAAUGAGCAAAUUUUUAAUUUAAUGAAAAUUCAUAUGUGUAAUUAACUUGUUAAUAUUUUGUAUGGCAAUGUAAUGUGUUUUUCUG
Molecule: messenger RNA, 4736 nt
Organism: Vollenhovia emeryi
Lineage: Eukaryota; Metazoa; Arthropoda; Insecta; Hymenoptera; Formicidae
Gene: Usp47
Product: ubiquitin carboxyl-terminal hydrolase 47
Exons: 18
Coding region: 334-4233 (1299 amino acids)
Biological process (GO): protein deubiquitination
Cellular component (GO): cytosol; nucleus
Molecular function (GO): protein binding; cysteine-type deubiquitinase activity; cysteine-type endopeptidase activity
Source: RefSeq, a predicted model, not a curated record